AACAAGAAUCAGCCAGCAAGGUGAGUCGUGGCGAGAGGUGAAGCAUCUCUAGAACGAGAACGAGAACGAGCGUCCUCACCGGACUCUGUAUUCCAUCUACUUUCGAUCUGCUCGAAAUCUCGUCCCUAGGAAGGGUCUCGUUGAAUCUCAAGCAGGAUGGCGGCGGAUGAUCCCCUCUGUCAGGAAGCUUUCGUGUCUGUCGAGUUUGAGGUUUUCGGUAAGGUGCAGGGUGUAUAUUUUCCAAAAUACGUGAGGGAUAUAUGCCUGCAAUUGGAAAUCUGCGGUUGGGUGAAAAACAGUAAAACCGGCACGAUCCUAGGAAAGAUGCAGGGACCUCGAGCGCUCGUUGAUCAGAUGGCACAGUGGUUAACAUCAGUGGGCAGUCCAGGUAGUGAGAUACAUCGUUGCGAGUUUACAAAUUGGGAAACUGUUACAAAGCAGCAAUAUCAAGGUUUUGCGAUUCGUUUCUGAGAGUAUAGCGCACAAUUGAACGUUUAUGUUUAAUGCUGCGUUAAACUCCAAUAUUAGGACAUAUAACAUCCGAAAGUCAAUUGUGCGAUGUAUGCAUCAGUAUCUUAAUUUACCUCGACAGUUUACGUACGAUUCGGUUGUGAUACAAUGUUUGGUUUGUAUUUUUAAUAAAUUAUAUAUAGGUGUAUAAAAAGAGAACUUUUAAAAGGUGAUUAUACUCUCAUAAGGCAGAAAUGUUAUAUUCGCGAUUACAAUGUGGAAUGUUUAUAGAUUCUCUUUCAUGUGUAAAAACGUAAGGACGUAAAGAUAAAUUAUAAUUAUGUGCACAUACUUUCGAACGAGGCUAAUUAAUGUCCUGUGAUAUAAUAGUAUGCCAAUGUAAGAUACAGAUAUUACAUACAUACAAGUACACUGUAAUCGUAAUUGUGCUCAAUUAAAUUGUCCGUAAUAAUACAACACGU
Vollenhovia emeryi is the source of this 932-nucleotide messenger RNA. RefSeq names its product acylphosphatase-2. The record is from RefSeq and is a predicted model, not a curated record. Gene Ontology annotation, molecular function: acylphosphatase activity. The transcript is spliced from 3 exons. The coding region runs from base 157 to 471 and encodes 104 amino acids. NCBI's taxonomy places the organism in Eukaryota, Metazoa, Arthropoda, Insecta, Hymenoptera, Formicidae.